AUGGUCGCCAAUCGAAGGCAUGUUCACUUUUUCAGUCAUGAAACUAAUAAGGUAACUAAAGGGUCUCGAAAAAGUUCUUGCCAUUCCUCGUUUUGUAAAGAAAGUUCUUGCCAUUUUUUGUUUUGUAAAGAAAGUUCUUACCAUUUUUGUUUUGUAAAGAAAGUUCUUGCCAUUUUUGUUUUGUAAAGAAAGUUCUUGCCAUUUUUUAUUUUGACAUUCUAUUUUGACCACUACAUAGUAUUAUUUACUAUAGUAAAAGUGACAUUUCAGUCACAUUUUACUGUUUUAUCUUUUUCAAAUCUUCUUUCUGUGCUGGACAUACUAAAGUGUAAAUAAAAGAUACGACAAUAGAAAGGAAGUACGUAGUUGUUUUGGAAAUGUCUACAACUUAUGUUUUGAACUGAGAAAAGUGAAAAAUACCGAAAACCGGAGGCGAAAAUGACUUUUUUAAAGUUACAGUGAGGCAAAGAGCGCGCAGGCUGCGCUUUGAGUUGCGCAGGCUGCGUUUUACACACUGCAGGCUGCGCUUCCAUUUGCGCAGACUGCGCAUUCAGAACGAGUCACGGCACGGUAGUGUAAGAUAGGGUAGGGUAGGGCGGGUUAAAUUAAAAAAGCAUAGAGUGGAGCAAUGUACGGUUGACCAAGAUCGAGUUGAGCAAGAUAAAGUAGACCAUGGUACGGUAGGGUAAGGUAGGUGAAGACAGUGCAAAACAGGAUAGAGUAAGUGAGAUAUGGUAUGGUACAGGAGGGUAGGGUAGAGUUGGGUAAGGUAGGGUAGGGUAGGGUAGGGUAGCUCCUAAGUACAAAAUUUUAAAAAAUGUUAAAAUUUAAAUUUUUUUUUAAAAUUUUUAAAUUAAAAAAAAAUUUUUUUUUGUUAAAACUUAUAAAAAAUGAUAAAACUUACAAUACUUGACCUUCUAAGACAGUAUUUGUCAGUUUUACAUACUUCCGCCUCCAGGGAGAAGCUCUUUUUGAAGGCGAAAAAGCUUUAUCAAAGAAUGUAACGACAAGGAAAUGAAAUGUCAAAACGACGCGUUUGAUAAAGUAGAACAACGAAAAAUACAUGUGCUAGUUGAAUAUAAGACAUAAGGCUUGAGUAUGAUGGCUUGGUUGUUGUUUUUUACUACAGUCAACAAAAGUUACAGCGCUUUUUUGGCGUUUUUUUUGAGUUUUUUGGCUAUUAUAAGGCUGUUGAUAACGUAGGCCCUUGACUUUGCCACUGUUUAUCUUGGAUGAUUUUUACCAAAAUUAAACAUGUGUUUAUCGUAAGUUGUAACAUCAUUUUAAAAAUGUCGUAUCAAGGAAUGAGGGGAUUCUACAGUUUGGUUUCAAAGUUACUGCAAGUUUUCUAAAUUUUUGGUUUUUUUGGUGAAGUAGUUGGGCAUGAUUAAUAUGUGAUAUCUUUAAAAGUAAUAGGGUGUAUUAAAAAUGGCUUAACAGUAUGUCGUGACAUGGCUUUAGCUACAACGCGACCUAUUUUUGUCAGAUUUUGAAAAAAGUUUAAAAAUUUAUGGCAGCAUUUUUAAAAAUAGUCAACAUUUUUAGAUGUAGGUAAUGUACUUUGAUGCCCCAUAUCUAAAAACAUAGCGUACAAACUGUAAAAAAAAUUUAGUACCACUAGUACCAUGGCAUUACAAAAAUUAUACCAAAAUUUCACAAAAUUUGAAAAAAUUUUAAAAAAGAUACAGCAAAUUUUUCAAAAUUUUUUAGGUUUUUCAACUAUAUUGUUUUAGGUCAAGCCCUACAUUCUGCACUUUAUAAUGGUGUUAGGUGUAACAGCAUAUGUCAUUUUGGGCGCAUAUACGAUACGACAUAUUGAAGCGACUAAAACUGGGUUUAUCACUAAACACGACAGGAUUAUGGAGAAUGUUGGUAGGAGGCAUCAUGAACAACAAGUUCAAUAUGAGAAACCGAUUACUGAACGGGUCAAGAGAAAAACUAAUUGUAAGUGAUUUAGGGGCUGUUUUUAGUAUUUUUAAAAGCUUGGGCAUGGCAAAAAGAAUUUUUUUGGGGGGGGGGGGGGGAAAAAAAAAUUUUUUGGGUGGAGCGAAGUAAAAAACGUUUUUGGGUAGGGCGAGGUAAAAAAAAAUUUUUUUGGGUGGGGCGGUGUAAAAAAAUUUUUUUGAGUAGGACGAGAUAAAAAAAAUUUUUUUGGGUAUGGCGUGGCAAAAAAACAUUUUUGGGGGAGGGCAGAGUAAAAAAAAUUUUUUUUUCAAAAAUGAGUAAGAAUGUCAUUUCAGUGCACCGAGCCCGAAAAUGUGUCCAGCUAGCGAUGAGGCGGUUGGCUAGCGGAGAAUGUGACCCAAAUGGCCUAGUCGAUCCAAAUCAUCCAGUAUUUAUUGAACUUGAUGAAUGUUACAAGCGAGAUGUCACUGAGAAAGUGAAAAGAGCCAUGAUUGAUGCGGAGGUCGAAAAUGAAAAUUUUAAAUGUAACUUUUGGCAUAUUUUUUAUAUUUUUGGUCAUUAUGACAUACUUUUUUUAAUUUUUAAAUUUUUUUUAUUUUUAAAAUUUUAGUGCAACAACAGCAACUUCGCAACACAACAACAACAGAAUGGGAGUAUUGGUCCUUAAAAGACUCAAUUCUCUUUUGUUUUACAGUAAUAACCACCAUUGGGUAUGGUAAUGUGGCUCCACAGACCUUUAAUGGCCAGUUGUUUGUUAUCAUUUAUGGUUUGAUUGGAGUGCCAUUUGCUAUGUUAGUUAUUGCCAAUUUGGGUAAAUUCUUGGCCGAACUCUUGAAGUGUAUCAACAAGAAAAUGUACAAGUGCGCUAGGUAAGUAGCUUACUCUAACUUGUCCUACUCUACGUGGGGGGACCCUACCCUAUCUUAUCCUACCCUACCCUACCCUACCCUACCCUACCCUACCCUACCCUACCCUACCCUACCCUACCCUACCCUACCCUACCCUACCCUAUCUUAUCCUACCCUACCCUACCCCUACCCUACCCUACCCUACCCUACCCUACCCUACCCAAUCCUACCCUACCCUACCCUACCCUACCCUACCCUACCCUACCCUACCCUACCCUACCCUACCCUACCCUACCCUACCCUACCCUGCCCUACCCUACCCUACCCUACCCUACCCUACCCUACCGUACCCUAUCUUACCUUACCCUACCCUACCCUACCCUACCCUACCCUACCCUACCCUACUCUACCCUACUUUACCCUACCCUACCCUACCCCUACCCUACCCUACCCUACCCUACCCUACCCUACCCUACCCUACCCUACCCUACCCUACCCUACCCUACCCUACCCUACCCUACCCUACCCUACCCUAUCCUACCCUACCCUACCCUACCCUACCCUACCCUACCCUACUCUACCUUACCCUACCCUACCCUACCCUACUCUACCCUACCCUACCCUACCCUACCCUACCUUACCCUACCCUACCCUACCCUACCCUACCCUACUCUACCCUACCCUACCCUACCCUACCCUACCCUACCCUACUCUACCCUACAGUACUGUGCCCUAACUUCUCUACUGUAACCGCAAUCCCAAUUUUACAUCAAUCCCUGUCGAUACUGUAGCCUACUGUACCCUAACUUCUCUACAGUGUCCUACUGUUCUCUAACUUUUCUACUGUAUUUUAUCUUACCAUACCUUACUCUACUGUAUCCUACUGUACCCUAACUUCUCUACAGUAGCCUGCUGUACUCUAAGUUCUCUACUGUAUCCUACUGCACCUAAACGUUCCUACUAUAACCGCAACCUCAGUACCCCUUUCCUUUUUUGAUACUGUAUCUUACCCUACCCACCUUACUGUAAUCUUAUCCUUUAGUGCUGACUAAACUUCUUAAACUACUGUAAGCCCUACUUUUCUAUGCUGUUACUAUACUCUGGCCUACCUUUGCUUUGCUCUAGCUUCACCAUUGCCUCAUCCUUUUUCUGACCUACAUCUUCUGGGCCUGCCCUACCUUAAUUUUUAUUUUUAAUCACUUUUCUAUCAAUAUGCCAUUUUACUUAAAAUUGUUACGGUAUGUAACCUUACCCAAUACCAUUCUACUUUCAGCACAUUUAUCUGCUGCCGUGCCCAGUCCAAGCAAGCGUUAUUGCCUAAAAUCGAUGAAAAUGCUAAUGAAUUUUCGGAAAUCCCAGAAGAGUCAGUCCAAAGUGGUGCCAUUGGUCUACUAGUCGCAUUCAUCAUCUACAACAUCCUCGGCUCUAUCAUAAUAUCAACGUACGAGCCGGAGAUGGACUUCUUCAAAGCCAUCUACUUCAAUUUUGUCACUCUCACCACCAUCGGCCUCGGUGACAUUAUACCACAGUCGGGAGAGUACCUGGCCUUCACCUUGGUGUAUGUCGCAUUAGGUUUGGCACUAACGUCGAUAGCCAUUGAGAUUGCGGCCGACUACCUCAAGAAGCUGCAUUACUUCGGGCGAAAGAUCGAUAACGUCGCUCAGGUCACGAUCUGGUUCGGGUCGCAGAAGUUGACCAUGAAGCAGUUGGUCAGGAAUCUGGGAGAUCAGUUCAAUUUACCGGUAAAUGAGAUGGAUGAGCUGAAUUUGGAAAAGUUUGUGGAUGACGCGAUCAAGGUGGAGACGGGCGAGAUCGAGACUUUGAGGGUAGGUCACAGUAAUAGGUAGUACUAUAUAGUACUAUAGAGUACUGUGGUACUAUAUAGUACAAUAACUUAUUAUACAGCUUUAUAUCGUACCAUUUUACGUUAAUCUACUAUAUAUAGUACUAUAUAGUACCAUACAGUUCAUGGUACUAUAUAGUACUAUGUAGAAGUAAAGAUUAUUUUAGUACUAUAUAGUAUUAGUUUUAUACUGUGCUGCUCGUUUUCUAAUCAAAAAACAACUCUAAAAGCCAGUAAAUCACCCUGUAGAUUGAUUAAAACCCCCAAAAAUGAAAUAAAAAAAAAGUGGAAGUUGAGUGGAAGAUUUGUAAUGUAAUUUGCACUGAAAAUCUUCCACGCAACUUCUACUUUCAAAAUGACUUAAAAUUGCUUAAAAACACGUUUUUGACACUUUUUGAAAGUGGAAGAUAGGUGGAAGAUUUUCAGUGCAAUAUACAUUACAAAUCUUCCACUUAACUUCCACCUUUAAAAAGUACUAAAAACGUGUUUUUAGGCCAUUUCAAGACAUUUUAAAAACGGAAGUUGAGUGGAAGAUUUUCAGUGCAAAACACAUUACAAAUCUUCCACUCAACUUCCACUUUCUUAAACUACCAAAAAAUGAUUGAAAAUAAGAAUAAAUGGCAAGAAUUUUGUUUACAAAGCACUAAAAAUGACUUUUUUUCAGAAUCCAAAUGCGAUUCGGCCGAUCUUCAUCACAGACUUCAAGAAUCCCUUCAAACAAGGCCGAGUACUGUACGUUGACGAAGACGACCGGUCGUCGUCCGGAGUCUACACAGAUGACCGUCGUUCUUUGAGUCGGCAGCAUUAUGCGGAUGAAGAUGAAUCUCAAUAUCAUUAUCAACCUUUAGUGUAA
Molecule: messenger RNA, 5449 nt
Organism: Bursaphelenchus okinawaensis
Lineage: Eukaryota; Metazoa; Nematoda; Chromadorea; Rhabditida; Aphelenchoididae
Source: the annotation of a GenBank genome assembly